Messenger RNA from Alligator mississippiensis (American alligator), 849 nucleotides. RefSeq names its product DNA damage inducible transcript 3 (gene DDIT3). The record is from RefSeq and is a predicted model, not a curated record. The transcript has 2 exons. Gene Ontology annotation, cellular component: cytoplasm; CHOP-C/EBP complex; CHOP-ATF3 complex. Gene Ontology annotation, biological process: intrinsic apoptotic signaling pathway in response to endoplasmic reticulum stress; ER overload response; negative regulation of transcription by RNA polymerase II. Gene Ontology annotation, molecular function: protein heterodimerization activity; transcription factor binding; DNA-binding transcription activator activity, RNA polymerase II-specific. The coding region runs from base 1 to 555 and encodes 184 amino acids. Lineage: Eukaryota; Metazoa; Chordata; Crocodylia; Alligatoridae.
AUGGCGGCUGAGCCGCUACCCCUCGGGGUGGGGGCCACAGGGCCCCUACCCAGCUGGGAGCUGGAGGCCUGGUACGAGGACCUGCAGGAGGUGCUGUCCUCAGAGGAGACUGGCAGGCAGCCCCAGCUGCCUGGGGUAGCUGAGCAGGAGGAGCUGAAGGACCUGGCCACGCUGGACACCACAGCUCUGUUAUGGGGCCUGGACACGCCGGUGCCCGCCGAGACCCCCGAGUUAGACUCUGAGCUGCUGGAGCUGCUGAGUGUGACAGCCCCCAUGCCUGCUGGCCCCCUAGGCUCUGACUCCAGCCUCAGCUCCCCGACCCACACGGGACCUGAGGAUGAAGAGGGGGGUGCUGGAUGCCGGCGGGGCAAGCAGCUGGUGGGAGGCCGAGCACGGCGUCGCCGACGGGAGCAGGAGCAGGAGGCAGAGCGACGCGUGGCUGAGUUGACAGCGCAGAACGCACGGCUGCGGGCUGAGAUCGACCGCCUCAGUACCCAAGUGGAGGCCACGCGGGCUGCCCUCAUUGAGCGCAUGGUGAAUCUCCGGCAGGCCUAGCACCCAACGGACAGACCCUGGCAUGGCCCCUGCCACGGGGCAGCAGACUGAAGGCCCCUGUGGGACAUGUUUCCCCACCCCCGCUCCUGCCAGAGCUGGGUGCAAGCGUAGGCACUAGGAGCUGUAUUUAUUGUACAUAUAUAUCACUCUUGGAUCCUGGCUACCACCUCCUGCUGUCUCUGGGGGGGGGCUGUGCCUAGCCCACUCCCCUUUAUUUCUUUCUCUUGCCCUUAGGGGCAGGGGGCUCCAGGGGACGCCCUUCCACCAAUACCAACUGCCUCUUCAGCUCUAGCA